Brienomyrus brachyistius is the source of this 2066-nucleotide messenger RNA. It is a transcript of the gene cdc45, whose product is annotated as CDC45 cell division cycle 45 homolog (S. cerevisiae). The record is from RefSeq and is a predicted model, not a curated record. Gene Ontology annotation, molecular function: single-stranded DNA binding; chromatin binding; DNA replication origin binding. NCBI's taxonomy places the organism in Eukaryota, Metazoa, Chordata, Actinopteri, Osteoglossiformes, Mormyridae. Gene Ontology annotation, cellular component: DNA replication preinitiation complex. The transcript has 19 exons. The coding region runs from base 221 to 1927 and encodes 568 amino acids. Gene Ontology annotation, biological process: mitotic DNA replication preinitiation complex assembly; double-strand break repair via break-induced replication; DNA replication initiation.
UCUUCGGACAGAAUGUUUUAUUAAAACGUUAUAGCUAUUGGUUAGUUUGAUCUUAACUAGCCAAUCUUGAAUUUUGUCAAAUUGGCGCCAGGUUUUUAACAAGGAAGGUCUGACAUAGAGCGAGUUCGCAUACCGUAUCAUUUCGCGUUUUUUGUUUCCCGGGUAGUGCAGAAAGUAAUUUUUAUUUUAGCAGAAUAUUUGGCUGAGGAACCAUUGCAAAAUGUUUCUUAUAGACAUCCGCAAAGAGUUUUACGACGUCGUUGUGAACCAGAGAGUCGCUCUCUUUGUGUCUUCCGACGUUGACGCAUUGUGUGCUUGCAAAAUAUUGCAAGCCCUGUUUCACUGCGAUCACGUUCAGUAUACCUUGGUGCCAGUUACCGGCUGGCAGGACUUGGGAACGGCCUUCCUAGAACAUAAGGAGCAGUUCCGAUAUUUUGUAUUGAUAAAUUGCGGGGCUAACGUGGACCUUUUGGAGACUCUACAACCAGAGGAAGAUACGAUCUUCUUCAUCUGUGACACGCACAGACCCGUGGAUGUAGUUAACAUCUAUAACGAUACUCAGAUCAAACUACUCAUCAAGCAGGAUGAUGACCUUGGGAUCCCAGCAUAUGAUGAUAUCUUCCGUGAUGAGGAGGAGGACGCUGAGGACUCUGGUAAUGAGAGUGACAGCAACUCUGAGCCCUCAGGGAAACGGACACGUUUCGAUGAGGGAGCUGUGGAAAGGAGAAUUGAGCGCCAAAGGGCAAGGAGGGAGUGGGAAGCACGCAGGAGGGAAAUUCUGUUUGAUUACGAACAGUAUGAGUACCAUGGAACUUCGUCUGCAAUGGUUUUAUUUGAGCUGUCAUGGGUCAUGACUAAGGACACAAAGGACAUGCUGUGGUGGGCCGUCAUUGGAUUGGCAGAUCAGUGGGUCCAUGAUAAAAUCACUCAUAUGAAGUAUGUGACAGAUAUUGCCACACUACAGCGUCACGUCUCUAGACACAGCCACCACAAUGAAGAUGAGGAGAAUUCUCUGUCUAUAGACUGCAUGCGGAUCUGCUUCGAGUACGAUCUGCGGCUGUCCCUCUAUCAGCACUGGUCUCUCUAUGAGAGCAUCUGCAACUCCUGUUACACUACUUCCAGUUUCAAGCUGUGGUCCAUGCAUGGGCAGAAAAAACUCCAGGAGUUCCUUGCUGAUAUGGGUCUUCCUCUAAAGCAAGUGAGACAGAAAUUCAAUUCGAUGGAUAUCUCCAUCAAAGAGAACCUGAGGGAUGUCAUAGAAGAAUCCUCUAAUAAAUAUGGCAUGAAGGACAUCCGCAUUCAGACAUUUAGUGUCCACUUCGGCUUCAAGAACAAAUUCCUGGCAGGUGAUGUGGUGCAUGCUGCCGCCGCCCUGCUCGAAAAUGUGGAGAAGGAGGAGAACCCCAGUGAUAACUUCAUCCGGGCGCUUGACAGCCUUUCCAGGAGCAAGUUGGACCAGCUGCACUGUGGUAUUGAGCUGGCCAAGAAGAAGCUCAUAGCCAUUCAGCAGACAGUGGCCAGCUGCAUUUGCACCAACCUCAUUCUGUCUCAGGGCCCCUUUCUCUACUGCUGCCUCAUGGAGGGAACCCCGGAUGUAAAGCUGUUCUCCAAGCCCCUGUCCCUAACACUGCUUUGCAAGUACCUGCUAAAAUCCUUUGUUCAUUCAACCAGGAACAAGCGCUGCAAGCUGCUCCCACUCAUCAUGGCAGCCCCAAUGGACGUGGAGAAGGGCACGGUUAUUGUACUGGGGAUCCCACCAGAGUCUGAGACAUCUGACAAAAAGAAUUUUUUUGGGAGGGCUUUUGAGAAGGCUGCAGAGAGCACUGGCUCCAGAACACUGCAUGACAACUUUGACACAUUCGUUAUCGAGCUGAAGACUGAGGACAGAAGCAAGUUUCUGGAUGCACUCAUUACCUUGCUGUCUUGAGGGGUCAAUCUGGCCCAGUUACCUUGUGUCGUUUUUGUGUGGUUUGUUUUUAUACAUUUUUUAAUUGUCUUAUAUUUUCAGUGUAAAUAGUUGUUGAAUAUGCACAUAGUACUUGCAUUAAAUAAAUUUUUUAACAAAC